Molecule: messenger RNA, 1647 nt
Organism: Verticillium nonalfalfae
Lineage: Eukaryota; Fungi; Ascomycota; Sordariomycetes; Glomerellales; Plectosphaerellaceae
Exons: 2
Coding region: 1-1647 (548 amino acids)
Biological process (GO): proteolysis
Cellular component (GO): fungal-type vacuole
Molecular function (GO): serine-type carboxypeptidase activity
Source: RefSeq, a predicted model, not a curated record
AUGAGACUGUCUACCUCUGCCCUUGCCUUGGGCGCAGCUACCGCCGUUGCUGGCCUGGACCAGCAGCACGUCCUCGGUGGCGACAGCUACGAGUCCAUCAAGGUCGCCGGCGAGUCCUGGAUGAAUGUCUUCGAGGAGAAGUUCCACGACAUCACCUCCGAGGCCAAGGCCGUUUGGGACGAGAUCACUCUUCUCGCCCCCGAGGCCGUCGAGGCCUUCAAGAAGACGGCCAAACUGUCCCAGCCCAAGCCCCAUGUCCGCAAGCCUGAUUCGGCCUGGGACCAUGUUGUCAAGGGCGCCGAAAUCCACGACCUAUGGGUCGAGAAGGAGGCCGGCGAGAAGCACCGCCAGUACAGCGGCCACCUCGAGAACUACAGCCUCCGCGCCAAGAAGGUCGACCCUUCCAAGCUCGGUAUCGACAAGGUCAAGCAAUAUAGCGGCUACCUCGAUGACGAAGAGAAUGACAAGCACCUGUUCUACUGGUUCUUCGAGUCCCGCAAUGACCCCAAGAACGACCCCGUCGUUCUCUGGCUCAACGGUGGCCCUGGCUGCUCUUCCCUGACCGGCCUCUUCAUGGAGCUCGGCCCCGCCAGCAUCAACAAGAAGCUCGAGAUUGUCAACAACGAGUGGUCUUGGAACAAUAACGCUUCGGUCAUCUUCCUUGACCAACCUGUGAACGUUGGCUACUCGUACUCCGGAUCUGCCGUCUCCAACACGGUUGCCGCCGGAAAGGAUGUUUACGCUCUCCUGACUCUCUUCUUCCACCAGUUCCCCGAGUACGCCAAGCAGGACUUCCACAUCGCCGGCGAGUCGUACGCUGGCCACUACAUCCCCGUGUUCGCCUCCGAGAUUCUGUCUCACGAGAACCGCAACGUCAACCUCAAGAGCGUUCUCAUCGGCAACGGUCUGACCGAUGGCUGGACGCAGUAUGCCCAGUACCGCCCCAUGGCUUGCGGCGACGGCGGUUACCCCUCUGUCGUUAGCGAGAGUGAGUGCCAGGCCAUGGACAACGCCCUUCCCCGCUGCCAGCAACUCAUCAACAACUGCUACGAGUCCGGCAGUGUUUGGUCGUGCGUGCCUGCCAGCAUCUACUGCAACAACGCCCUGAUUGGCCCCUACCAGCGCACCGGCCAGAACGUCUAUGACGUCCGCAGCAAGUGCGAGGACAGCAGCAACCUCUGCUACUCCGCCCUCGGCUGGAUCAGCGAGUACCUCAACCAGGACAAUGUUAUUGAGGCUUUGGGUGCCGAGGUCUCCAACUACGAGAGCUGCAACUUUGACAUCAACCGCAACUUCCUCUUCGCCGGUGACUGGUUCCAGCCCUUCCACCGCCUGGUUCCUGGUCUGCUCGAGAAGAUCCCCGUGCUCAUCUACGCCGGUGAUGCUGACUACAUCUGCAACUGGCUCGGCAACCGUGCCUGGACUGAGGCUCUCGAGUGGCCUGGCCAGAAGGGCUUCAACAAGGCUGAUAUCAAGAGCCUGACGGUCGCGGACGACAAGAAGGGCAAGGAGUACGGCAAGGUCAAGUCCAGCGGCAACUUCACCUUUAUGCAGAUCUACGGCGCUGGCCACAUGGUUCCCAUGGACCAGCCCGAGUCUUCGUCGGACUUUUUCAACCGCUGGUUGAGCGGUGAGUGGAACGCCUAA